AAAACCAUUCUUCGCAUAAACCUCAAAACCCUAGAAAGCUUUCUCGGCCGCACCGAUGGCUCGCUCCGCGACCUCUCUCCUUCUUCGCCGAUUCCUUCGCCAUCCUAUCCCUUCUCCUUCGCCUCUUCUCAGCCAUCGCCGCCCUCUCUUCUACUCCUCUCUUUCUGCGCCUCAAUCCUCCUCUCUUGUUUGGAGCCGAGCGGUUUCGCAAGCUUUAGAGAAACCACAGUCCCUGACAUCCUUGAGAUUCGCCUCUGCAAAUGCGAAGCCAAAGCUGAGCGCGGAUGAUAACAUUAGCAAGGUUCUUUACUCGGAGAUUGAUUGCGCCGAGAGGGAAUGUGUUGAUGGCGAGGAUUUGGAUCUGCCAAAGGGCUUUCCUUUUGAGAUCGUGGAUAAUCCUGGUGAUCAAUCAAUCACCCUGAAACGAGAAUUUGCUGGUGAGAAAAUUCAAGUUAAUGUCUUUAUGGAACUAGAUGAUAUGGGUGAUAUGAAUGAGGAUGAUGAGGAUGAUGGUAAUGACGAUGAUGAUCAUGAGGAUGGUAAUUCUCCCAUGCCAAAAAUUUCUUUGAUCGCUCUGAUUGACAAGGGGGAGGGACCAUCCUUAGAAUUUUGCUGUGACUUGGCUGCUGAUGGACUUCAUAUUGAGAACAUGCUAUUGAAGAGAGACGACAGUUCAUCUGAGGAGGGAAAUGCUUAUGAAGGACCCGAGUUUUCAGAUUUGGAUGAGAACUUACAGAAGGCUUUCUACAAGUACUUGGAAGAGAGAGGAAUUAGUCCUUCCCUGCGUGAAUUCUUGCAUGAAUACAUGACUCAAAAGGAGGACAGAGAGUAUUUGAAUUGGUUAAAGAAUAUGAAGAGCUUCAUUGAGAAAUGAGGUCCAGGCACCUCUUCUAACUUCCAGGAAGUCGAGGGCGAGUUUUGAUCAAGCACUGCUCUUUAAGUAAGUGAUGGUCGAGAUAAAAGCUAGAUGUUUUAUGGCUCGAUACCAUUGAAUGGAAAUAAAUUACUUUUGACAAUAUGACUUACAUCGUGAUAUGUAUUUCAGUGGGGUAAAACCUUUUUCUUCUUCUUCUUC
Dioscorea cayenensis subsp. rotundata (Guinea yam) is the source of this 1075-nucleotide messenger RNA. RefSeq lists its product as uncharacterized. Lineage: Eukaryota; Viridiplantae; Streptophyta; Magnoliopsida; Dioscoreales; Dioscoreaceae. The coding region runs from base 56 to 874 and encodes 272 amino acids. The transcript is spliced from 3 exons. The record is from RefSeq and is a predicted model, not a curated record. Gene Ontology annotation, cellular component: mitochondrial matrix.